AUGCACCUCCGGUUGCCCCCCAGCCUGCACUAUCCCAUCACCGUGACUUCUCUCCUCAAGAAGGAGGGGGACACGGUGGCGCGGGAUGAGGCUAUCUUCUGGUACAUUUACCAGACUACUGUGGAGGAGGGAGACGGGCUGGGAAACCAAGUUAUGGUGCAGCGCAAGUUUCCGACACGUUUUGAAUCUACCGUGGAUGGCACGGUUGUGAAAUGGAAUAUCGCUAAGGGCGAUAUUAUUGAUGAACCUGUGGAUGUGGUCGAAGUUGAGGAGCCGUGUGCACAUGAGGUCCAGUUCGGUGGCAUGUGCGCUGAGUGUGGCAAGGAUAUGACUGAAUCGAGCUACAACACCGAGAUCUCGGAAACCUUCCGCGCUCCCAUCCAGAUGACCCAUGACAACACCACAUUGACCGUCAGUGAGAAGGAGGCCACUCGCGUUGAGGAGGAUGCUAAGCGUCGUCUUUUGGCGUCCCGGCGUCUGUCACUGGUGGUGGAUCUGGAUCAGACAAUCAUCCAUGCCACUGUUGAUCCCACCGUUGGAGAAUGGAAGGACGAUAAGGAUAAUCCGAAUUAUGAUGCAUUGAAGGAUGUUCGAUCUUUCCAAUUGGUUGACGAUACUCCGGGGGCGCGUGGAUGUUGGUAUUACAUCAAGCUCCGACCCGGACUGGAGGAUUUCCUGGAGAAAGUUGCCGAGCUCUUUGAACUGCACAUUUACACCAUGGGUACUCGAGCAUACGCCCAGAAUAUUGCCGACCUCAUUGACCCAACCCGCAAGCUCUUCGGAGACCGCAUCCUGAGCCGUGACGAGAGCGGAAGUCUGACGGCCAAGAACCUGCAGCGACUCUUCCCGGUGGACACCAAAAUGGUCGUCAUUAUUGAUGACCGCGGUGACGUGUGGCGAUGGAUUCCCAAUUUGAUCAAGGUCGUUCCCUACGACUUCUUUGUUGGAAUUGGCGAUAUCAAUUCCAGCUUCUUGCCUAAGAAGCAAGAGAUUGCGGCACCACCCAAACUAAGUAGAGCAUCGAAAGAGAAGGGGAAGGACAAGGAGUUGCAGGAGCACCAUGUCAACGGUGCAACGAUGAAGACAGGGUCGGAGACGGAGGUCUCGGCUUUGGAACAGUUGGUGACGAUGGGUGGUGGGGAUGACCCCAGACUUUUGCAGGAGCAGACGGAUGCACAGGAGGAAACGAUCAUGCAUCAAGUUGAAGAUCGUCCUUUGCUACAGAAACAAAAGGAGCUAGAUGCAGACGACGAUGCGUCUGCUGAUGGUAGCGAAUCGUCUUCCAGUGGGGAUGAGUCGCAGGAGACGGCCAGACCUCGACACCAUCUACUGGUAGAUCAUGACACGGAGCUUUUCCAUCUUCAAGACCGUCUGGAGGCGGUACAUAAGAUCUUCUUUGAGGAGUAUGACAAGAAGAGAACCCAUGCUCUGGGUGGCCGCGUAGCCGCCCUCCGCGGCGAGAAAGCCCCUUCCAAAGACAAAGACGUGGACUUGAAACUAGUCCCCGAUAUCAAGGACAUUAUGCCCCUGUACAAAGCCCAAGUACUCGGCGGCGUGGUGGUGGUUUUCUCCGGCGUGAUUCCGCUGGGUCAAGAUCUCCAGAACGCAGAAGUCUCUCUCUGGGCAAAGACAUUCGGCGUAGUCGUCCUGAAGAACAUCGGCAAGCGCGUAACACACCUGGUCGCUGGCCGGAAUCGCACCGCCAAAGUACGGGAAGCCACGCGCUGGCCAAACAUCAAGAUCGUCACGACACAAUGGCUCUACGACUCUCUGAUCAACUGGAGACACAUGGAUGAGGACCCUUACCUGCUACCCGUUCACCCAGAUGACCGUGGCGAGCUCCUCUCGCCCGGUUCCCGCGAACUUCUCGAUAGCUCGUGGAUUUCUUCUUCAGACGAAGCGACGAACGUGACCGAUGACGACGCUAGCGACGAGAUGUUCAAGGAAACCGGACUCACAGAGUCUUCACCCCUCAGCUAUGACGAAGACGAUCAGGCCGCGGUGCACGACGAACUGAAGGAGUUCCUGGGCAGCGACGACGAAAGCGAGAGCGAUAGCGAGUUCUGGGCGGAGGAAGCCACGGAGCCGAGUCGGAAGCGCAAGCGCGGGGAAGGAAACGAUGGCAACCCCGACGACGAAUCCACCGAUGGAGACGGCGACGAGUCAGAUCCCAAGGGCUCACGUCUUUCACAACGCAUCAAGCGGUCCUAUGAGCGGAGUACUGGCCUUAGAGAGGUUGCUACCGCGGGAGGUUCGGAGACGGAAGAGACGCGGUUCGAGAAGGGACAAUUCCCUGCCCCGGAUGAUGAUGACGAGGGGGAGGAGGUGGCCGCUUCUGCUGUCGGUGAACAGGAGAUUCAAUCUGACACGGCCGUUGACGAAUCGGACGCAGAUGAUUUUGAGCGCGAGAUGAUGGCAGCCUUUGAUGAUCCGGAUUACAGCAAAGAAUCCGGUGCCGAGGAGGCAGCUUCCGAGCAAACCUAA
Penicillium cataractarum is the source of this 2484-nucleotide messenger RNA. It is a transcript of the gene fcpA, whose product is annotated as protein-serine/threonine phosphatase. Gene Ontology annotation, molecular function: RNA polymerase II CTD heptapeptide repeat phosphatase activity. Gene Ontology annotation, cellular component: nucleus. Bases 1 to 2484 code for a protein of 827 amino acids. The record is from RefSeq and is a predicted model, not a curated record. The transcript is spliced from 3 exons. NCBI's taxonomy places the organism in Eukaryota, Fungi, Ascomycota, Eurotiomycetes, Eurotiales, Aspergillaceae.